UGCUUGUCAAUAUAUCUAUUUACCUUGAUUUUCACCUUUUUUGACCCCAGUGGUUUUGUCACGUUGUUGUUGCUCAGUGUAUGCGUCCACGUUUAGGUCAAGGGUCAUUCUGGCACGGUUGGUGUUGCCCCUGGUGAUACUUGCCUGACUAUGAUGAGGGUACUGAUGAGAGUAAACGCUGAACGGCCAUGACCCUUUUUGGGUUCAGUGUCUAGAUCUUGAAAGAUAAGGUGGAUCGAGAUAGUCUUAGUGCAGCACCCACGGCAUUUCGGCUCGGCGUUUCUUCACGCAGUCACAUACGCGCACUUGACAUCAGGCCGGACAUCGACAGUCAAAUCCAUCUAAGGACUGCAAAAUCUAAAUCUAAGAUCUAGUAUCAGCAGUCAGCAGAAUCCUCCAUUAGAACCGACUAUGAGUCUCACAUUCAAUGCUAUCUGUAGCCUAUUGCAAGACAUUGAGAAUAUUUCCACAAAUGGACCGCAACCGCCUUCAAAGCAAAAACAAGAGGUCAUCCAGCACGUUGUUUUGGACUGGUUCCAAAAUCAAAGAAUUGCCCUCGACGAUCCAGAUACAGAUGGCGGGGCUGUGCUCUCCAUCUUACUUCCGCACCGAAGGAAAGACCGCGUGUACGGUUUGCAAGCGCCCUUGCUCGCGAAGAAACUCUCACGCCUACUCACCUUUAGUCAUGGGCAACGCACACUAUUUGAAAGCUGGAAGACGGGCACCCAUGGCGACCUAGGUGCAUACAUCGAACGCACCAUGAAGCCUUGGGAUGGUACCUUCUCCAGCAAACCAGACAUCACAAUUAAAAGAGUUAACUGCCUGUUGGUACAAUUGGCAGCCAGUUGUAGAUUCUCGGAUGAGAAAACCAGAAGAAAUCGUGAUCCAGGGUUUGACAUCGACAAUGAACUCAAAAAUAUCAUCACAAGGCUUGAGUCUUGGGAAGCAAAAUGGCUAGUCCGCCUUCUACUUCGAGACUACUGCAUUAUUGAACUGGACGAAAGAGUUGUAACGCGGCACUAUCACUUUCUGUUACCAGAGCUGUUGGCGUUUCAGAACGACUACGAAGCAGCCUUUGAUGUACUCAAAGGUGAACUUAGUUGUUAUCCGGCGGUGCCUGAGUCGUGGGAAGAGGAACCCAUGCGCGUUGAGGCAGCGAAAAGACUAAAAGCUAGGGUCGGCGUCAAGAUUGGGCGACCGACCUUCCUAAAAGCAUGGUCGUUCGGCAACUGUUUUAAGCUUGUUGGCGAUGGCGCUUGGGCUGCCGAAGUCAAAUACGACGGCGAAUACUGUGAGAUCCACGUCGAUUUGGAAAAUGAAAAUAGCAACCUACGAAUCUUCUCCAAGAAUGGCAAAGAUGCAACCGCAGAUCGUACUGCUCUACACGGCACAAUCCGCAACGCUCUUCGUAUAGGCCAGCCAGACUCCUUGUUUAAAAAGAACUGUAUCGUUACGGGCGAAAUGGUGGUAUACAGCGACAAGGAGAAGAAGAUACUGCCAUUCUCGAAGAUUCGCAAGUAUGUCACACGCUCAGGAUCCUUCAGAGUCACGCUCAACAGCUCUGCGGUUCAUCAACAGGAGCAUCUCAUGAUUGUCUUCUUUGAUGUUUUGACUGUAGAUGACGAGCCCGUUUUGCGUCACUGCCUCGAGGACCGCCGCAAAAUUCUUCACAAACUUAUCCAUGUCAUGCCAGGUCGGUCCAAGCUCUCACAGUGGACCUUGUUGGAUUUUAAGACAGGGAGUGGUAUAACAGACCUUAAACAGACAUUCGCCCGCACCCUAGCCGAUCGCCAAGAAGGAUUGGUACUGAAACCGUUGCAAGCGCCCUAUCUGCCCUUGCUAUCUGAGCAAGGUCAGCGUCAAACAGGUUUCUUCAUCAAGGUAAAGAAGGAUUACUUAGGCGAUAUGGGCGGUGAGCGAGACUUGGGCGAUUUCGCUGUGAUUGGAGCCAGUUUUGACGCGCAGGCUGCAACGAAGACGAAUCUAAAGCCUCUACACUGGACACACUUUUACCUAGGAUGCUGCGUCAACAGGGAUGCGGCCCUACUGACAGGGGCCAAGGCAAGGUUCACUGUCGUCGCUACUUUGAGCGUUGAAAAGUGUAUUCCAAGGUUUGACGCAAAGUACCUGAAUAUCCAGGGCUAUAUCCGUCAGACCACUUUGCAUGAGAGUGGCGCCACCUCUGAAUUCGACAUAAUAAAUUUCAGGGACCACUACUACAGCCGGCGUAUGACUGUUGCCUUCAGGAACCCCUUGAUCGUUGAGAUUCUUGGGGGAGGGUUCGACAAGUCGCCUCAUACGUCAUUUGAGAUGCUACGUCAUCCGCGGGUUCAGAAGAUUCACCAUGAUAGGACGUGGGAGGGUGCGGUCACUAUGCAAGACUUGGAGCGCAUGGCUCAGGAGAAAUUUUCAGUGCCCGAUGCGGACAAGCUUGAUGGGCAUGCGAGAGAUGUCGCAUUGUUGGUUGAGAAGUAUGCCAGGGUGAGAAAUGGGCCUCAGGAGACUGUUGUUACGGGGUAUACGACGCAGAAGAUGAUACAACGGAUGAGUCCUUGUCCUUUGCGAGAGACGCCGCAGAGUUCGCCCACAGAGGCCGAGUCCCCUGUGACGUCUGGUGGUUCUCAGAUCCAGCAGAUACAAUCUGACACUGACACAGACACAGAGAUUGAUACAGACCGGUCAACUUCUGAUGGUUCUGCUGACAAAAGCGUUCAGGCUAAGGGCCUACGCGCUUCCCGCGAAUUAAGGUCAUGCAAAAGUACUUUUGAGCAGGUGACUGCCUUGGUCCCGGACCCACAGAGUCUGACAGCACAAGAGGCUGCUAGCUCGACUGUGAAUGAUUCCAGCCUGCUGUCUGGUGUGGUGACGGGCAAAAGACGGAGUCUCUUUGAACCCAUUAGUCCGCCGAACAUUAAACGGAGAAGGAGUCGUUGCCCACUACAGGUCACGGAUGGAAAUUGGCAGGGGAGCCGCUUAGAUUUGCACUUGGACACGAGUAGGAAAAGCGGUUGUAUAUCCGGGGAAGAAGGGAGAGAAGAAGAGAAUACGUUGCCUAAAGUAGAAAAAUAGAUUGAUAGAUCGUAUCGUGCU
Bipolaris sorokiniana ND90Pr is the source of this 3090-nucleotide messenger RNA. RefSeq lists its product as uncharacterized. The coding region runs from base 412 to 3069 and encodes 885 amino acids. Gene Ontology annotation, molecular function: ATP binding; DNA binding; DNA ligase (ATP) activity. Gene Ontology annotation, biological process: DNA repair; DNA recombination; Okazaki fragment processing involved in mitotic DNA replication. Lineage: Eukaryota; Fungi; Ascomycota; Dothideomycetes; Pleosporales; Pleosporaceae. The record is from RefSeq and is a predicted model, not a curated record. Gene Ontology annotation, cellular component: nucleus; mitochondrion. The transcript has a single exon.